Molecule: messenger RNA, 913 nt
Organism: Ceratitis capitata (Mediterranean fruit fly)
Lineage: Eukaryota; Metazoa; Arthropoda; Insecta; Diptera; Tephritidae
Product: translocon-associated protein subunit gamma
Exons: 2
Coding region: 123-695 (190 amino acids)
Biological process (GO): SRP-dependent cotranslational protein targeting to membrane
Cellular component (GO): membrane; endoplasmic reticulum
Source: RefSeq, a predicted model, not a curated record
UUGUAUUCGUGCCACCGUCGUACCGUCACUUCAUUGCUUUCACUUCUUCCAAUUGGCUAAAGUUAGCAUUGCUGCAAAAUAUUUGUGUACGUUCAAGUAAAGUAAAUAAAAAAUAAGACAAAAUGGGUUCAGGAAAGCAGCAAAAAGUGCAAUCUUCAGGCUUCACUAAGGAGGAGGAAUUGUUAUUACAGGAUUUCAGCCGUAAUGUCAGUACCAAGUCUUCAGCAUUAUUCUACGCCAAUGCUUUCAUCGUAUCUGCGAUACCAAUUUGGCUCUUUUGGCGUGUACAUAACAUGGAUUUAUUGUCAAGUGGUAUAUUCUUUGUUUUGUUAACUGGUGCUAGUACCUAUCUAAUGGCUAUGGCAUAUCGCAACAUCAAGUUCCAAAUUAAACACAAAAUUGCCGUCCGCCGUGAAGAUGCUGUAACACGCGAAAUUAAUCGUCAAAUUGGUGACGACAAGAAAGUCACACGCAAGGAGAAGGAUGAGCGUAUUUUGUGGAAGAAGAAUGAAGUAGCUGAUUACGAAGCUACCACAUUCUCGAUUUUCUAUAAUAAUUCACUUUUCUUGGCCAUCAUCAUUUUCAUCAGCUUUUUCCUUUUGAAAAAUUCAUCGCCUUUGGUCAACUACAUUUUCUCAAUUGGCUUGGCCAGUGGUGCUUUGGCGUUGUUUUCCACCAGCACUCAAGCAAAUUAAGUUCUUUUUGUACCGCUUAAUGCAGAUAUGAGAUUUACCACUUAACUUUUUUUUAUUCAAAAAAAAAAAAAAAUAUUUGUAACAAAAUAACAGGCAAAUAUGUAAGUAAAAGAAGCAAUUGGAAGUAUUUUAACUUUCAACGUACGCAACAUUGUGCAUGGAAACUUAACGAUAAGUAAGAAAAAACGAAUAAAAUACGUUAUUAGUAUACAUAAAUA